This is a messenger RNA of Zophobas morio, 4007 nucleotides long. RefSeq names its product sprint (gene spri). NCBI's taxonomy places the organism in Eukaryota, Metazoa, Arthropoda, Insecta, Coleoptera, Tenebrionidae. The record is from RefSeq and is a predicted model, not a curated record. The transcript has 12 exons. Gene Ontology annotation, cellular component: endocytic vesicle; cytosol. Gene Ontology annotation, biological process: vesicle-mediated transport; signal transduction. Gene Ontology annotation, molecular function: small GTPase binding; guanyl-nucleotide exchange factor activity. The coding region runs from base 104 to 3793 and encodes 1229 amino acids.
UAUCGCGAACUUCUCGUUCUGAUAAGAGCAACCCAUCCAACUGCCGGCGCAGUAGUGACAAUGCAAUGAAUCAGAAAAAACGCGCAGGAAUGACUCAGUGAAGAUGGAAGAAGCGCGCAGUCCGAGUGUGAAAAGUGCGGUGAACUUCUUCAACAGCUUGAGCAAAGACCCCUUCGAGCUCAACGUGAAGAUCAAGGAAAUCAAGCUCCCGCGGGUACGACUUCGGAGCAGUACCGACGCGCUGAGUCCAGAUGCCGAGGCUAAGAGGAUCAUCGCGGACUUCAGCAAGCGGAUUUCGCCCUACAACACGUUCAAGCUCCCCGUGGACGCCAUCCACAGCGACUUUUUCAAGCAGAAUCUCGAGCCGCUGCUGCCCGACGUGGUCGUGCCGAAGAAACGGAGAAAUCGGGUGUAUAAGAAGAUUGCUAAGAGAAGCGAUGCCUUCCUCGAGCCGUACCUGUUGGGCGACCGCCAGAGCCCGGGCGUGGGCGCGCCGUCCCCCUCGCCGCCCCCGUGCCGCGCCGUUCCCGACUCGUCCUCGCCGCCCUCGCGCUCUGCCUCCGGCGAGUCCCUCCUGUCGUCGAACGGCGGCUCGGAGGGCGGCAGCGAGGACAGCGGAGAGUCAGGUUACGGGGCGACCUGUGACAUCGGCUUGACGGAGCGUUUAAUCAGGUCGCAUCCGAUCUGGUUCCUCCCGGGGAUACAGAGAGCGGGGGCUUUUCACCUCCUCCAGGGGAAAGAAGAGGGCUGCUUUGUGGUGAGACAGUCGUCUCAGAGCGACACCAUGGCCCUGUCGGUGCGGCUACCCCUAGACAAGGGACCCUACAUCGAGCACUACCUUAUCCAGUCCACGGAGGGACAGCUGGGGUUGGAGACCAGCGAGAACCGGUUCGGGAGCAUGCCCGAGCUGAUCGCCCACUACGCCAACUGCUGCGACGAGCUCCCGGUGCAGCUGACUCUCCCGAAGGCCAUCCGGGAGGCCAAAACGAGGCAGCAGUUGUCGUCGCUGGCGCUGCUGGGGCAGGAGUUCUGGAGGUACAGUCCGCCUCCCUCCGCCGCCUCUAGCCCGGACGCCGACCUAGUAUUAAACUUGAACCCUCUGAUGACCACGUUCAAGACGGCGGAGCCGUCGACUCCCGUGACUAAAGACAGUAAGCCCACGCGGCCCAACACUCUGAAUUUGAUGAGUUUCAUCGAACCCAAUAAGGAACCCAUCAAACCCAAGAACGAGUUGGUUUCGAAGACGCCCCCGCCGCCUCCUCCCAGAUGGUCGAAGCCUUCGACCCCGCAGAACAACUUCACGGUUACAACGACUGUUACCUUCAGUGUAAAUACGCAAAGUCCGCACGAUUUACCUCCGUCGCAAGUUGAGGUGCACUGUGACCCGAAGAGGAUGUCUCCCGAGGGACAGUGCAACUCUACCAUAUCAUCGAAGGGUAGUUUGAGGCGGCCAACCGACCAAGUUCUCUCACCCAAUGGGUCAAUCCUCUCGCCUAGCUCGGACCCGAGCAGUCUCUUAUCUCCUGAUACGUUAUCGCCUUUAUCAGCUAGUAAAACCGCCCGACAUAGCAAACGAUCCAAACAUAAACUAUCAAAACAUUAUCAAGAAAGUGACAUUGUUGAUUCCCCCACUUUUUACUACAAGAGUGGAUUGGGGGAUAAGAUCAGUGAUUACGAAGACGUGUGGACCAACGAAUCGACGAAUCGAGGGAAAGGGAGCAAUUUGGCGUCACCUGAUCUUCUACAACACACGAAUAAUAACGUACUGAGUCCGGCGGAGUCGUCCCAUAGGAGUAAUUGUAGUACCCCGGUACAGAAUACCAAGGCUGUGCAAUCACCGGUGAUCGAGGACAUGGCGAGUCCACAUAUACCCAAACAAGGGAGUCCGUUUUAUGCUGAACCCGCGGAUUCCAUCGCACCAGUACCCAGAAGGAACCUACCCAAGACGAUGCUUCCGAUGCAGCAGAGACACUCGAAUCCACCGGGAUUAUUCAGCCAUUCGCCUCUGAGUCCCGGGUUGGAGCGGAUAGAGUCGUCAGACUUCAACGUAAUGUCCUCUUCCGUGGACAAUCUAAGCCCCAAGCACCGCUUCCCGGGUUUACGCAAGCCGGAAGCCAAACCGGUACUACCCCCGUCGAUCAAGACUAAAGCUAGCGAUAAUUGGCAGAUCGACAACGGGUGGACCUUCAGAGGUAACGACUUCGACGUGGCCAUGGAAUCCAGCGACCAAGACUACGAUUCCGACUGGCCCUUGAUCCCCACUUUGAUGUCUUCCUUGCACCCCUACACCCCCGAUCCCGACGACCGGAUAACCGUCCAAGACAUGAUCUCGAAACGGUUCCCCGAUAUCCGGAUCUCCACAGAACUGACCGCCGACGAGGAACUGUGUAGAAUGUCCGCGUACGACAACGUGGAAGACCGAAGGGUACCCCGAGCCCCGCCUUCCGAAAUCAGCGAACACACCGAAUUUUCGGAACCUUGGACUGAACUCAAUCAAGGAGUUACGAAUACUGAGUUGUUUCAGACUGACGAUUCCAUAUCGGAGCGAAUCAUGAACCAUCAAAGUACAAAAGUAGCGUCGAUAAGUAGGUCGAAGAGUUUUAAAGAUCGGUUGGAUCCGUUACUUUUUUUAGCUGCCCCACGUUUACAAGCGUUAAGGAACAGAGAACAGACCGGUCCCAAAGCGGUAGGUGCUGCCAUUAGGACGUACGCGUUGGAGUUGGCUCAAGACAAGAACACAACGUUUGCUCAAAACAUUGACAAUUUCAUUGCGUGCACGUGCGAGUCGAAGGAAACCAAUCCGCAGAUCAUCAUGAGGAAUAUGCGGCAGUUUAUGUCGGGGAUGAAGAACUAUCUAGUGAAGCACGGGGAGAAAGGGUUCUACAAAGAAAUCGAAAGGGAGAGGAGCAAACUCAAACCGACGGAGUUUUUGAAUUUGGACGCCAUUCUAGAGGGGGUGAUGCACAAAUUGGUGGUGAAACCUCUCAAGGGGCAUUUGCAGAAGUUGUUCCUUGAUCACUACACAAAAACCGGGGCUAUUAGACUCCUGGCUGACAAUAUCCAGUUCGCUGCGACGCGACCCAUCUCAGAGUUGGCUAUCAAGCCGAAAAUCACCUUGCCUUCCGACAGCUCUCUCAACACCAUUUCCCAGUACUUACAAAGGUUGCAGACGGCGGACUCCCCUUUGGAAAAGUUGGAGUAUCUUCUAGCCGCUAUCGCGACAAUCUUCAACUCAGUGAAAACGGGUCAGCUGACCGGCUCUGGUAAGACAGUGCAACUGGGCGCAGACGACUUCCUCCCGCUCUUCGUCUGGGUCCUCGUCAAGACCAACUUCGUAGCGGCCGAAAUCGAAGCCGAGUACAUGUGGGGGUUAUUACACCCGUCGCUCCUCUCCGGCGAAGGAGGCUACUACUUAACCACCCUGUCUUCCGCAGUUCACGUACUUAAGAAUUUCAAAGACAGUUGCGUGGAGAAUGUAAAGAAUCACGUGAAGAACGACUCGGUGCUCAAGGUGGUGGUUCCAGACGAGCUGCACGGCUCCAUUCUGACGAAGACCCUGCCCGCGAAGCCCCACAUGACCACGAAGGACGUGUGCAACAUUAUCGCGCACAAGGCGAGGAUCACGAAUCCGCAGGAUUACGCGCUGUAUAGGGUGACGGAUGGCGAAGAAACCAUGCUCUUGGAUAACGAAUGCCCGCAGGAUUUUAUCACUGGGAGUAAGCAUACUAUGUUAGCUUAUAAAAGAACUGACGCUAAAAUCGCUUGGCCAAAUCAGGACAAACUGAAUCUCUAGUCAUGUAUUUUUAACGUAAAUCGGUUUGUCUACUGUACAUAUUUUUGUGUUAUAAAAGUGUAACUUGUCAAUUUAUAACGUUUAAUACCGAUGUUAAUCUUUUUAUACAAUGUAGCAUAGCUGCAUCUUGUUUCUUCUCUCAGUAACAAAUUUUGUAUCUAAUUUAUUCUUUUCAACUGUGCUAAGUAAUGUCAAUAAAUAUAUUCUUGAAAAA